UGUAUUUUCGUUUUGUUUUAAGAUUUUUCAGAACAUUUUACUAUGAAAUACUCAAACGUUACAAACAUAAAAGACUUCAUUAUCACAGGAUUCCCUGGACUUCCGCCUGAGUACAACGGACUUGUGUCCGUUAUUCUCCUCUUUGUUUUUCUUGCUAUUGUGUUUGGAAACAUUUUUAUUUUAGGAGUCAUCGCAGGUGAGAGGUCUCUCCACAAACCAACAUACUUGAUCUUCUUCCACCUCUCUUUGACAGACAUUCUCUUUGGCAUUGUGACUCUUCCUAAAAUCAUUGCCAGGUACUGGUGGGAUGAUAUGAGGUGCUCGUUCGGAGCGUGCUUCACGCAGAUGUAUUUUGUUCACACUUUGGGAGCUGUUCAUUCUCUGAUUCUGCUGAUGAUGGCUUUGGAUCGCUUUAUUGCAAUAUGGUUCCCAUUUCAAUACCCAAUUUUACUAACGAACAAAACUGUUUCUAUUUCCUGCAGCUUGUGCUGGAUAUUUACGUCAAUCCGAAUAAUGGGGAUUGUGCUUCAUGCUCUAACUUUGCCUUACUGCGAUCUGAACAUCAUCAAACACUGCUACUGCGAACACAUAUCCAUAACUAAGUUGGCGUGUGGGGAUGAAGUUGCGUAUGUGAAGUGGGUGUCGUUUAUUAACGCUAUGAUUACUCUUUUGGUCCCUCUAACCUUUAUUAUUUGUUCUUAUUUCUUAAUCAUCAUUGCUGUGUUGAAAUUGUCACUAACAGGACAGCAUCACAAAGUUCUGUCCACCUGUGCUCCUCAGAUCUUCAUCACCUGCCUUUACUAUGUCCCAAGAUGUUUCAACUAUCUCACGGACAAUCUGGGAUUCAGGUUUAGUCUGGAUGCUCAGAUCAUCCUAGCCAUGAUGUACAGCCUCAUACCUGCAGCUGUCAACCCUGUCAUCUAUUGUUUCAGGACUAUGAAAAUAAAAAAGGCUUUGAUGCAGAGGUUUAAGAACAGAAAAGUAAGCUUGGGGAUUAAGUGAGUGAAGUGUUUUAGCUCACGAGGACUUGGGGAAACGCAGAGAUGUUGGUCCUGCAAAACUGACCUGUAUUUUAUUACUGUGGAUUGUGGAUCUUUGAACAUGUUACAGGACUUUAGUGAAAAAUAUUAUGAAGAAUUACCACCUGAUGUAGAUAUAACACUUAGAAACUGAAGAAACAGAAAUAAGCUCAAACUGGAAUGGAACGGUUUGUGUCACAGAAGUUCAUGCAAAUGUAUUAAAAUAUAUACUACCAUUGAUGUGGCAUUACAUACUAGACUUUUGUGAUCAUUUGCAGUAAGAACAGGAUGGAGAAACUGACUCGUGAAUCACAAUUCACCACCCCAACUAACUCAUCCCUGUUACUGUUAGCAACCUACAGGGUAUAUGCAGAGAUCUCAAAAUUAAAUUUAAGACUUUUUCAAGGCUUUUUAAGACCUUCUAAAAAUAAAAUUAAGACUUUAUCGCAAAUAACUAAUCAGCGGCUAAACACUCAUAUAUUGUUUUUACAUACUGCAUUGCUUCGUUUUCUACUUCGUAACGCUCACGUUCCCCUCGACUGGCUGCAGCCAUUCUUUGAAAUCCGGGAUAUCCAGCCAGGACGCUGCAAACUUGCACUUUCCCAUUCUCGUUGUGCGUUCACGUUCACCAAC
Messenger RNA from Nothobranchius furzeri (turquoise killifish), 1652 nucleotides. Its product is annotated as olfactory receptor 52B2-like. Gene Ontology annotation, molecular function: olfactory receptor activity; G protein-coupled receptor activity. Gene Ontology annotation, cellular component: plasma membrane. Gene Ontology annotation, biological process: G protein-coupled receptor signaling pathway. Lineage: Eukaryota; Metazoa; Chordata; Actinopteri; Cyprinodontiformes; Nothobranchiidae. The record is from RefSeq and is a predicted model, not a curated record.